AUGACGGACCAAACCACCUCCGGUAACCCACCACCGGCCGCCUCCUCCUCGCUUCCACCUCAACCACCACUGCUGAUACCAAACCUACCAGAUGACGUCGCACUCCAAUGCAUCGCUAGAGUUCCACGGUCCUACCACCGCUCCCUCUUACUAGUCUCCAAGUUAUGGCGAUCCACCAUACGCUCUCCACACUUCUUCGCCAUCCGAUCCCUCAUCCGUUCGACACAACAGUCCCUCUACCUCAACAUCCGCCACAACUCUUCUUUCAAGUGGUAUUAUCACCCAAACCCUAACCCUACCGAUAAAGGCAGCUUAUCUCCUCUCCCGCCCAUCCCAAUUCAACCCGUCGGUUCUGCAUAUGCCGUACUCGGCCACAAAAUAUACCUAAUCGGUGGUUCGAUUAACGAUAUUCCCUCGACAUCUGUUUGGGUUCUCGAUUGUAGGGUUAAUAAAUGGGAAAUUGGGCCUAAAAUGAGAGUUGGGAGAGAGUUUGCAGCUGCAGCGACGGUAAAUGAAAAGAUAUAUGUGAUGGGUGGAUGUUUGGUGGAUAAUCGGACUCGGUCGAUAAAUUGGGCGGAGGUUUACGAUCCGGCGGUGGGCGUGUGGUGCCCGCUACCAAGCAGUUCGGUGGAGGCAAAGGACAAAUGGAUGCAUGCUAAUGCUGUUAUAGAUGGUAAGAUUUAUGCGAUGGCAGACAGGGGCGGAGUGGUUUAUGAUGCGGCGGAUAUGGAGUGGGGGAGAGUUCCGAAGAGGCUCGACAUGGGAUGGAGGGGGCGAGCUGCAGUUGUAGAUGGGGUUUUGUAUUGCUACGAUUAUUUGGGGAAAAUUAGAGGGUAUGAUGUUGAGAAGGAUGUUUGGAAGGAGUUAAGAGGGGUGGAGAAAGGGUUGCCGAAGUUUUUGUGUGGUGCAACAAUGGUGGAUUUGGAUGGGAGGUUGUGUGUGGUGUGGGAAUGCAAAGAGGGUGGUGGUGGUGAGAAAGCAAUUAUGUGUGCAGAGAUUGAAUUCUUCAAUUCUUCAUUGCAUGGCUGUUUCUCUGUGAGUUGUGACUUCCAUUAUAUUACCAGGGAUCUUGAACUAUUGCCAUUGCAAAAAAUGUGAAUGUAUAUGGAUAUGGUCCUUAUCCUCAAGGUAUACAUACAGAUCUUUGGGGAAUUAAGAGCUGAAGCAGUAUUGUUGAUUGUUAAAAAAAUGUGAAUGUAUAUUAUCUUGUCUUGACUCUUGAUUACAAAUAAAAAGCCUUUUGUUGAAAUGUUGCAAAGGCUACUUGUAUUUCUUACAUUUGGUUUGUUGUGCAUAUAUUGUGAACUUCUACUUCAAGUGUAAUGAGCCCUCUUUCCUCUUGACA
Molecule: messenger RNA, 1345 nt
Organism: Lactuca virosa
Lineage: Eukaryota; Viridiplantae; Streptophyta; Magnoliopsida; Asterales; Asteraceae
Source: the annotation of a GenBank genome assembly